This is a messenger RNA of Lathyrus oleraceus (garden pea), 564 nucleotides long. Its product is annotated as secreted RxLR effector protein 161-like. The coding region runs from base 1 to 564 and encodes 187 amino acids. The record is from RefSeq and is a predicted model, not a curated record. NCBI's taxonomy places the organism in Eukaryota, Viridiplantae, Streptophyta, Magnoliopsida, Fabales, Fabaceae. The transcript has 2 exons.
AUGGCCUUAAACAGGCUUCUCGUCAACGGAUUGUCACAAAGAAGCUAUAUUGAUACAGUUUUGGAUAGAUUCUCCAUGAAAGAUAGUAAACCAGGAGACACACUCGUUGCUAAAGGAGAUAAGUUUUGUAUCAAACAGUGCCUCACUAUGGAUCUUGAAAAGGAAUGGAUGCAUAAGGUUCCAUAUGCUUCAGUUGUGGGAAGUCUUAUGUAUGCUCAAGUUUGCACUCGUUCCGACUUAGCAUUCGUUGUAGGAGUUCUUGGCAGAUAUCUAAGCAACCCUGGUAUGCAACACUGGAUAGCAGUAAAGCAUGUAAUGCGCUACCUGAAGAGAACAAAGAACUUUGUGCUCACUUAUCGAAAGUCAGAUAACUUGGAGAUUAUUGGGUAUUCUGGCUCAGAUUUUUCAGGAUGCCUGGAUAGCAUACAUUCCACAUUUGGUUACAUCUUUCUCUUAGUUGGAAGAACCGUCUCCUGGAAGUCUUCCAAACAGACUUUAGUGGCUCCCUCCACCAUGACAAUAGAUCUUGAGGCUUGCUUUGAGGCAUCAAAUCAUGCAAUCUAG